AUGGCUGCCAACAAUGUCCUUAAAUCGCUUGUGUUGGGUAAUUCAUUGAAUAUUAAUCAACGAGAUCGCAUACCUGCUGAAAAAAAUUCAACUAAUGAUGAUACAGAUGAAUCGGAAUCAGAUAAUAAUAAUGAUGUUUUCGUGGAAUUACCAAAUAUACAACAACGAAUGGAAAAAUUAAACCGUCAACGUUCAACAACAUCUUCUUCGACUCAAAGUGGUGAUAGCCAACAAGAAGUGGUACCACCAUCUAUGACGAAUAGAGCAACACGCUUUCUCUCUAUCAGCGAAUCACUUCAUUUACCCGAAGAAAGUUUAUUGAAAUUAAGACAAUUACAUCAGGCAAAAGUUAACGAGAAACCUUGGGAAAUUACUGAUGAAUUUUUAGAAACAAUGCCCUUCAGACUUGCCCUUGACGAUAAAGAGGAUGUUGACGGCUCAAAACAAGAAUCAUUACCUCAUAUUGUUCGAAGUGGUUUAACGAAUGAUCGAAAACUAGAGAUAAUUCAAAACAUUUUAGAUAAACUAAGUAAACAAAAUAUUGUCGAUGAAUGUAGACGAUCCUGUGCGAUUCCAUACACAUUACCAAGAAAAAAUCAGCUUCAACGGCAUGUAGCAGAACGAAUGAUUGACUUGACUAAUAGUGAUACUGUCAUGUUGCUUGAUCAUUUAUGUAUGAAAAACUUGUGCACAAAACUUGAACAAGAACAUCAAGACAGAAUUCAAUCAAAAUUUGAUAGGCUGGAAGAAGCGGAGCGUCGACGGGAAAGACAUGUGCAAUUACUUGAUGAAUUUGAUAUUAAAAAACACACUGAGCAAAAAGCUAGAUCGUUAGAAAUGCCAGUUUAA
Didymodactylos carnosus is the source of this 849-nucleotide messenger RNA. The record is from the annotation of a GenBank genome assembly. NCBI's taxonomy places the organism in Eukaryota, Metazoa, Rotifera, Eurotatoria, Philodinida, Philodinidae.